UGCAAUACAUGAUCUCAAUCCUCUUUGCAGGGAGUUGAACUUGUACCAUCGUUGGCUCGACCCGUCGCGUGCUCAAAGCGCUAAAAAUCCUCUCUUUCCCCUUCUCUCUCCGAUCAUCCGCGGCGGCGGCGGCGACCAGCGGCCAUGCGGGUGGCACCCAAGGUCCUCGUCAUCGUCCGCGACGCCGCCGGCUACGGCGCCGCCCUCGCCGACGCUCUCCGGCCAACGCCGGGGCUCACGAGGGAGUCCGCGACCCUGGAGCUCCCCCUCGCCAAAUACGGCCUCGACGGGGAGAAGGCGUCCGGUGAGCUCGUGAACUUCUCCGAUUCCAGUGGCACUCCUCAGGUGUCCUUUUUCAUUCUGCCGGACUAUAAGCCUCCCGUUGCAGCAUGUGCUAUGAAUGAAAUUUUAGCAUUGAUUUCUUCAGAAACUCCAUCCACUCAGCCAGUUCUCAUUGUUCCGUCUAUCACAAGAUCAUCAAACUAUUACCAUGGAGCAAAAACAGGACAGUUAGCUACACUCCAUUGUACUGAAAUAGGGGCAACAACUGAGUUUACUGAGAUGUUAGUUGAUGGAACUACUAAACCUCCUCAAUCUUUACAAAUACGAAGUGAACCAAUACUAUGCUUGCUGGAAAUGGUUCGUGUGUUGAAUAUACCAACAGUUCUUGUUGGUGCGUCUGGUGAGCAGCACCAAGGCAAAAGCUCUACAGAUUCGGACCUUGAGGUGCUGCAGUGUGUCGGAGAUCACUUGGCUAGGCACAUCAACUUGGAGUUCAGCAAAGAAACUGUUCUUGAGAAAGGGAUCGAAAAAUCACCGGUCUUUCAGGAACCAUGGCGUGAACUGUACCGUUGACAAAAUUCUGGCACGCCGGCAGCACCCGUUGACUUUUUCACUGUAGCCCUUCCAUGUUGGAUUAGUGCAGUGUACCGGAACGUUAGAUCUGGUCUUUCAAAGGGUGUGGGGAUAUGAUGCUCAGUUUGCUUCUGUUUACUUC
Molecule: messenger RNA, 997 nt
Organism: Oryza brachyantha (malo sina)
Lineage: Eukaryota; Viridiplantae; Streptophyta; Magnoliopsida; Poales; Poaceae
Exons: 4
Coding region: 145-855 (236 amino acids)
Source: RefSeq, a predicted model, not a curated record